CCGCGCCCCAGCCAAUCCGCGGCGGCCGGCGUCGGAGGCGAUCCGCCUCGCCCGUGGCCCUCCUGCCCCCGGUGCCGGAUCGCUGCUCGCUCACUUCUCUGCUGUGCCACCCGCCGCCGCAGCCACCGCGCGCCUCCGUCCCCGGACUCGCAGAUCGCCCAAGAUGGCAGAAGCCCACCAAGCCGUGGCCUUCCAGUUCACGGUCACCCCGGACGGGAUCGACCUGCGCCUGAGCCACGAGGCCCUGAAGCAAAUCUACCUGUCUGGACUGCACUCCUGGAAGAAGAAGUUCAUUCGAUUCAAGAACGGCAUCAUCACCGGCGUGUACCCAGCGAGCCCCUCCAGCUGGCUCAUCGUGGUGGUGGGCGUGAUGUCGACCAUGUACGCCAAGAUCGACCCCUCGCUGGGAAUCAUCGCCAAGAUCAGCCGGACCCUUGAAAGAACGGGCUGCAUGUCCAGCCAGACGAAGCAGGUGGUCAGCGGCGUGCUGUUCGGCACGGGCCUGUGGGUGGCCCUGAUCUUCACCAUGCGCUAUUCCCUGAAGGUGCUGCUGUCCUACCACGGCUGGAUGUUCGCCGAGUACGGCAAGAUGAGCCGCGCCACCAAAGUGUGGAUGGCUAUGGUCAAGAUCUUUUCUGGCCGCAAACCCAUGCUGUACAGCUUCCAGACAUCUCUGCCGCGCCUGCCGGUCCCUGCCGUGAGGGACACAGUGACCAGGUACCUGGAGUCGGUGAGGCCGCUCAUGAAGGAAGCCGACUUCAGGCGGAUGACGGCUCUUGCCGAAGACUUCGCCGUCAGCCUCGGGCCCAGGCUGCAGUGGUACCUGAAGCUGAAGUCCUGGUGGGCGACCAAUUACGUGAGCGACUGGUGGGAGGAGUACAUCUACCUGCGGGGCCGGGGGCCGCUGAUGGUGAACAGCAACUACUACGCGAUGGACCUGCUGUACGUGACGCCCACGCACAUCCAGGCCGCCAGGGCGGGCAACGCCAUCCACGCCAUCCUGCUGUACAGACGCAAGCUGGACCGGGAGGAGCUCAAACCGAUUCUUCUCCUGGGGUCCACCAUCCCGCUCUGCUCCGCCCAGUGGGAGCGCAUGUUCAACACGUCGCGGAUCCCGGGCGAGGAAACGGACACCAUCCAGCACGUGAGGGACAGCAAGCACAUCGUCGUGUUCCACAAGGGGCGCUACUUCAAGGUCUGGCUGUACCACGACGGCAGGCUGCUGCGGCCCCGGGAGAUCGAGCAGCAGAUGCAGCGGAUUUUGGACGACCCGUCGGAGCCGCAGGCCGGGGAGGCGAAGCUGGCGGCCCUCACCGCGGGUGACAGGGUGCCCUGGGCCCGGUGCCGCCAGGCCCACUUCGCGAGCGGCAAGAACAAGCAGUCCCUGGACGCGGUGGAGAAGGCGGCGUUCUUCGUGACGCUGGAUGACACGGAGCAGGGCUACAGGGCGGAGGACGCCGAGACGUCCCUGGACACCUACGCCAAGUCGCUGCUGCACGGCAGGUGUUCCGACAGGUGGUUCGACAAGUCCUUCACGUUCAUCGUCUUCAAGAACGGGAAGAUGGGCCUGAACGCGGAGCACUCCUGGGCGGACGCCCCCAUCAUGGGGCACCUCUGGGAGUACGUCAUGUCCACAGACAGCUUCCAGCUGGGCUACCUGGAGGACGGCCACUGCAAAGGGGACGCCAACCCAAACAUCCCACCCCCCACCCGGCUGCAGUGGGACAUCCCGGAGGAGUGCCAGGAGGUGAUAGAGACGUCCCUGGCCAGCGCCAACCUUCUGGCCAACGACGUGGAUUUCCACUCCUUUCCCUUCGACGCCUUCGGAAAGGGGCUGAUCAAGAAAUGCCGCACGAGCCCCGACGCCUUCGUGCAGCUGGCCCUGCAGCUGGCGCACUACAAGGACAUGGGCAAGUUCUGCCUCACCUACGAGGCUUCCAUGACCCGGCUGUUUCGCGAGGGGAGGACGGAGACCGUGCGGUCCUGCACCUCGGAGUCCUGCAGCUUCGUGCUCGCCAUGAUGGACCCCCACCGGACGGUGGAGCAGAGGCUCAGGCUGUUCAAGAUCGCCUGCGAGAAGCACCAGCACCUGUACCGCCUGGCGAUGACCGGCGCUGGGAUCGACCGCCACCUCUUCUGCCUCUACGUGGUGUCCAAGUACCUCGCCGUCGAGUCCCCCUUCCUGAAGGAGGUCCUGUCCGAGCCAUGGAGGCUGUCCACCAGCCAGACGCCGCAGCAGCAGGCGGAGCUGUUCGAUUUGGAGAGGAACCCCGAGUACGUGUCCAGCGGAGGGGGCUUCGGGCCGGUCGCUGACGACGGCUACGGCGUGUCGUACAUUCUGGUGGGAGAAAACCUCAUCAAUUUCCACGUGUCCUCCAAGUUCUCCUGCCCAGAGACGGACUCCCACCGCUUCGGCCUGCACCUGCGGCAGGCCAUGGCUGACAUCAUCACGCUGUUCGGCUUCCACGCCAACUCCAGAAAGUAGCCCCCGCGUCGGCCGCCGGGAGGGGAAGGGAGCUCUCCGGACCGGAAACCAAACGACAAAUCGUCCUUAAUCCUGAUCGUAGUCCAGGAUGGAAAAUUCCUCUAAAGAAACUCAGAAGUGUUCUUGCCGUCGAGGGUUUGGUGUUUUUUGUUUUUUUGUUUUUGUUUUUGUUUUCCCUGGAACAGCAGCCUCCACCACGUGAAGUAGCCCCCCCGCGCCUUUCAGGUGGGCCCCGGCUUGGGGGACGUUUGCGGGAGCGCCCCCGAAAGUCCUCGCAUCCGCUCGUGUUUAUCGAGGGACUAGAACGGCGCGGAGCUCGUUAAAGGAACCAGUGGGGUUGUGACCGCACGCGCGCUGGGGGUGGCCGCACCUCCCCGGGCGCGGCCCAGCGCCGGGUACUGAGGGGCAUGUCGCUGUGUCCGACUGGUGCAAGCCCCUGUUCUGUCCCGAGAGCAGAGCGCCCUGCGAGCGAGUCGGAGACGGUAGCGGCUCGUCGCGGACACGCGUGUGACACGUGCUUUCGGGAAGAGCCUUCGCCCCCGGGCGCCCGCCCAUCCGCCUCGGGAGCUGCCGUGUGCGCGUGUUUAGUGCCCCAGGCCUUGCGGGUGCCCCCCAGCCCAGUGCCUUACACACGGGAGGCCCUCGGCGUGAGGGAGGCCGGACGAGGGGGUUAUUUUGUAAAUAAGUAAAUGCAAUUGUGGGUGUCUCGCUCCUUCUCAGCUCACCGAGUGGGUCGCCCUAACUAGGUGUUUUCUGUGGCUCGCCCACCCCUAGAGAGCCCGGCUCCCCCUGGGGUCCGCUGUGUGGGUUCCCCCCUCACGCUGCCUCCCUUUCGAGAGUGGGCGUGCGUCAGAAACGGGGGGCGUUGGGUAGGGUGCUCAGACGUCGCACGUCUCGUGCAGUGCCUGCCCAGUGACACACACGGUGUGUGCCUCAGCAGUACCCGAGCUGGUGGCAAGCUGGCCGUGACCUUUGCUCCUGAGAAAGGAGCAAAACUUGAGAAAAGGGAAGAGGAACCUCCACAUAAAUGGUCGGGAGAGGGCAGUGCCGAGGCGCCAGGCUGAGAGCUUUCUAACCCCCGCUGGCCAGAGAGAGAGAAGACCCCCUCUGCUUCCAAAGGAGGUGGGGACACGGUGCACCGGGUCACCUUGGUGGCCGGCUGAAAUGUCGCAGGUGAUGAGUGCUGGCUUUAACACAGCCUACCCUUUCGACAGGAGUGCCUUAUCAAAAAAAAAAAGGGGAGUGGCCAAAACUAUGCACUGAAUUGUCUUCGGUAUUUCACGUAAAAAGAAAGGAUCCUGAAAUGAGUGACCCGCUGUCUCCGGGCAGUCCCGACAAGCUUGGCCGUCCCUUAAAGCAACUGUGUAUUUAUUUCUCUGACCACUUUGCCCUGGCUGGGCUCGCCCCCCCCGGGGGACCCCUGCCCCUGGGGGUCGCAGGACGGAGCCGCACCACCUGCGAGGAGCAGGAGCCGGCCCGGAGCUCACCACGUUUAUUCACGUCUGUGUCGUAAUGCAAAACCCCCACCCGAUGGGCCAAAGAUGUUUUCCUCUUAAGAGCAAGAAGUGAGAACAGGAGAAGAAAAAAAAACCCAUAGUAUGAAAGUCCCCGACUCAUCUGGGGUACACAGUCCGGGGGGAGGUGUGGACGCCCCAGCCCCCUCCGCCUCGGGCAGCGGGGCUUCCGGUCAAAGCCCGUCGGCCCCCACAGCCACCUGAAUCAUGCACCACUGACCACUGACCAGUCUGUAUCACCCAGCGUUCUUCAAACGUCCACGUGUUAGCACGCAGAUCUAUUUGGGCUUCUCUCUCAGGUUUUAAAUAUUUUUGCAAAUCAGUGCCGUUGUCAAUGCAAUUUUUAUAUUCCUUAAAGGACAGGAGAGUGGAUUUUUACUGUACAUGUUGAAAAGGCAGAGGUGAGAGUCUUACGUGUUUAAUUUAAUUCGGAACGAACCGAGGUCUCGCCAGGGGCUGGGGUUUGAAUCUGUCUGUCGUCUCGGACUGUGCGUCACGCUGCAUGUAAAUACAACCUGCUCUUUCGGAUGUAAAUCUUAGUGUUGCCACUGAUAAAAAAAACAUUAAUCCCAGCCUA
Molecule: messenger RNA, 4576 nt
Organism: Phyllostomus hastatus (greater spear-nosed bat)
Lineage: Eukaryota; Metazoa; Chordata; Mammalia; Chiroptera; Phyllostomidae
Gene: CPT1A
Product: carnitine palmitoyltransferase 1A
Exons: 19
Coding region: 164-2485 (773 amino acids)
Biological process (GO): carnitine metabolic process; fatty acid metabolic process
Cellular component (GO): mitochondrion
Molecular function (GO): carnitine O-palmitoyltransferase activity
Source: RefSeq, a predicted model, not a curated record